UGCUGUGCAAAUCUCUACUUUUGUGAGAGCUUCGUUUGAGAUAACUCCACUGCAGUCACAGUCACUCCAACUCCAGUGCUCUUUCCUCGCGCUGCUGCGGCUGUAGUACUGUACCUGCGAAUGUGAUAAGGAGUGGCCAAUCAUCAUGCAGCUUGUCUGGUAGGAAUAUGAGUUGGUGUGAAACCGCUCGCGCUGGCACUGCAAGGGCAUGUGUGCACUCGCAACUGUAGAGGUCCCCGGUUUUCAGCCGGCUGUGCGCAUAGCUAUUGCACCCGCUUUGUAUCCUGUCGAAUGAAGAGAGAGAGUGAGGGAGCAUAAUUAUGGAUCCUGCAAGAACGCAGUCCUGUAUUCUCGGUUAGGUGUAGUGGACCUCUAAUUCAUUUACCGGGUGUUCUGUGAGAAAUAAUGAAAAGGUGCUGCUAUAUUUGUGAAUGAGCACAAGGACAUUGGGAGAACGUGUGUGACAACCUGUGUAGCCUACCUAUAUAGAUAGAUUGCCCCACUAACUUCAAUUGCUCUAUUCCGAUUUUUAAAUUUUUUAACAUUUUUAGAUUUGAGGGCACAGGUAUAUGAUUUAAACUCAUUUAGGGAAGCAAGAAGACGUCGUUUUCUGCUCGUUUGUGUGGAAUUUUUUGUUCCAGCUGAGAGUCUGUGGAAUUUUCGUUCCAGAUGAGAGUCGUGAUGUCUGGCUUAUUUCACACAUUGUUUCUGGUUCUGCUGGGUGUGUUGACGGUGUGUGCCCAGACAGAGAUGAAGAGGGUUGUCGGUGACAAUGCUACACUGCCCUGUCACCACCAGUUCUGGGCAGGCGACGCCCCCACGCUGGACAUCGAGUGGCUCCUCCUCAAGCCCAGCUCCAAGCAGAGAGUGGUGAUCACCUACUUUGCGGGCCGGGUGUACGACCCCAACGAGGCGGAGGCAGGCCGACUGUCCUUAGCCGGGGACUACCUCAAGGGGGACGCCUCCCUACUGAUCAGUGACCUCACCCUGAGCGACUCGGGUGAGUACAGCUGCAAGGUGAAGAACGGGGGGAAGUACCAUUGGAUCACGGUCAACCUCAUAGUACUGGUGAAGCCCUCUAAGCCACGAUGUUGGAUGGAAGGCCGGCUGUUAGAGGGUAGUGAUGUUAAGAUGAGCUGUAAGUCUGCAGACGGCUCUGACCCCAUCAACUACAAAUGGGAGAGGGUGCUGGACAAGGGAAAGUAUGUAGGGAAGCUGCCCCCACUUGCCCUCAUAGAUUUGAAGAACUCGGAGAUAGUGACACUGAGGAACCUGACCAAGGAGAGUACUGGGGUGUAUAAAUGUACCGCCAGCAACGAUGUGGGAGAGGAGAGUUGCACCGUAGAGGUCAAGAUACACUAUGUGCGGGGCAUGGGUGUGGUGGCAGGUGCCGUGGUGGGUGUGUCCUUCGGCGUCCUCCUCAUCAUCCUCAUCAUCUGGCUGGUGUUCCGCAAGAAGGAGAAGAAGAAAUACGAGGAGGAGGAGACCCCUAACGAGAUCAGGGAGGAUGCUGAGGCUCCCAAGGCCAAACUGGUAAAGCCCAACUCUCUCUCCUCGUCCCACUCUGGCAGCUCCCGCUCAGGCACCUCCUCCACUCAAUCCAUGGUUCACAGCAGCGCUCCCCGGGGGCCGCACGCCCGCCUGCCCGCCGUGGCCACCCUUAAGGAGAACGGCCAGCCCCCCAGCUUCCUCCAACAGCCCCCCGCCUACACACAAGUGGUUCCCAAAACCCCAGAGCCCCGCACGGCCCCGGCCAAGCCCAGCCCUCCCCCCAAACUGGGCCCCAGGAACCUGGCCCGCAUGGGGGCCACGCCGGUCAUGAUCCCUGCCCAGACCAAGGCCUUCCAGACUGUGUAGAGGGAAGGGAGGGACAAAGGAGUGGACUUAGACAGACAGAAACAAGAAGCACCCGUACACAGCUGACAGCAACCCCCAGCCUGCCCCCAGAGACCCUGUGAAAAUCAGCUAUACCAUAAAGUAAAACUCCCUGUUACUCAUAGCUCAUAGUCGCCAUCUAAAAGUAUAAUUGAGAGCAUUCUUAUGAAGGCAAGAUUUUCUUAAGAAGAGCCCCCCCCUCUCCUGUACAAGCAAUACAGAGCCACAUCUCACGUUCAUAUUCCCUUCCUGUGACGACAGAACUUUCGUUGUAUUUUUGUCUGAUUUUGCUAACGCGGGCAGUGAUGUGUAUCAUACUCUGAGGUGGCAGGAACAGGGGGAGGACGAUUUUAGUAGAUUUUAGGUCUUUUUAAACCGAAUUGACAGAGUUAUGAAAGUGGGAGGAUUAUGGACAGAGGGAGGGCAUUAGAGCAAACAGAGGACUAGCAAAGAACAAACAAAGGAGAAACACAGGCUGCAUAGCUCCCCAGAGAACAGGCCAGGGUGUCUGGGUGUCUCACGCCACCUGCUUCCGACCAGAUCAAACGAGACAAAAUAAAAAAUAAAAAACAGACAGGGAAAGUAAACAGCUCUCCAAACACCUGUUUUCCCGGGCUUGCCUAGGCACCACCCCUGCCAAACUCUCAGACCGAGCCACACCGAGCAAUCAACAUCUCUGAGGCUGCUUUGGUGGCAAUCCACACCUCCAUGUAUCCCUGGAUUCCCACCAAGGCCAGCAGGCAUGGUGAUUGGCUCAGAGGAGGGAGGGAAGCGCCAAUCGAUCGCCAAACCAAUGAGAGUGGAUGAAAGUCUGCUGCUGAUGCCAGAGUGAUGGUUUCCUGUAACUGUACAAAGAUGAUAUAGCUUAAGUAAAAGUAAGUAAGUAAGAGACUCCACAUAGACACGUCACCUGUCACCCUAUAUACCUGUACACGGGUCACCAACAUGAACAUAUCUGUAUUGAUUUCCCCUGCUUCCGUUUUCUGUAUAUCCAGCACUAUGCACUUAACAAGUCUGGACAUAUGUAGCGUUAUCUUCCCAUGUUCAUGAACAGUGUCAUAUAAACCCAUAGGAAUAUAUGACAUAUAAUCAAUCCCCUAUGGUCAUCAUAAGGGGUUAUUCAUGGCUGUGAUAUGUAUUGCUGUGGAGAAUAGUUUAUUUCAUUUAUCUCAGAUUCCUCAGAAUGUUUAAGGAUUGUUAAUAAAUGGAUGCGCAUAAGCCCUAUCGAUAAAGUGCCACUGUCGAUGUUUGAUGAAAUGUGUUUUUUUUUGUUUGUGUUGUGUAAAUAGCAUGUCCGUUAAUCCGGUUGAAUGAACAAACUAAUGAAUGUGUUGAUAUAUCUUGCAGUAUAUAAAGUCAUUGGAUCAAUCCUUCUUAUUUUUCAAUGAAGAGCAGAGGUUUGCAGUAAUAAGUUGAAUCCCCUGCAGUUGCAACUGUGUAUGGAGCUGAAAACAUGAUAUAUAUGUUCUGUAUUAUUGGAAAAUGAACAAAGGGCCAUUACACAUCAUGAUAUAUGUGUUGAUUCAGCACCUUGUAAUUAUAGAAGAACGGUAUUUAUGAUCCUGAAGAGUGCCUUUUUUAAUUGAAUACAUUACAGAAAAGUAUUAUUCACAAAACAUUAAGGAAUACAGCUUCACCGUUUUGAAUGGUUAACCCUACGGUACGGUACAUCUGAGAUUUGAUUCUAUUCAAGCUGAUGAGGAAUGAAAAGGACAAUUGCUUUGAGUGAUUUUCUUGAGCCAUGUAGUCAUACUAGUUUCAGCCAAACUCAAAUCAUUCUAUCAAAGUCUCUUCAUGGUGGCCAAACACAGAAUUUAAACUCAAACUCAAUAAAAUGUCCCGGCUGAAAGUUGGAUUAUGCCCUAUCCUUCUCUCUGAUUUAAUUGUCAACUUUUGCCUGAGCUCUCCUCAGAUCCAAAGGCGUCACUUUUGCAUAGCAAUAUUCUUGUCUGCCAGCACGUUGGUCCUUCAGCAUUAUGACUGCUUCCUCCCAGAUAGACAGACACCCCUUAUUUUGGUUCCCUCGCAAUACAGUUCAUGUGAUGGAUGAGAUGUCAGGAGGUAUUUGAAUUGAAUGAUGCUGUGGCGCCCUCCAGGAUAAACCAGCACACUCAUCUUAGAUCACCCAGGAGGGAGCGGGCUCUACUCACCCCACAGUGCAGAGGGCAUAAGAGUGCACUCACCCUUUGGCCUCUGAAAUGGUUGGAUCCAGGACAGGGGUACUCAGGAGUCUACACUCCUUGAAAAUACAUUACAAGUUAACCUGGCUUUGGUUCAUGCCUGGUUGAAAUCCACCAGAUUCACCUUUAGUAUUAUUAUUCUUCUUUAUAACGUCACUCCAGUAGGGAAGGUGAAAUGAUCUCCUGAAUCGUGGGCAGUUCCAAGAGCGAAAAGAAAUCAGCAACUUUGUCUCAGUGAGUCUCUUGAGUACUUCUAGCUUGCCCAGUGCUGUUUAAAAAGCUCAUUUAAACCAGGAGACGGAUGAGUGGCAAGAUGAGAGGAUGACACGUGAGUGAGAGCUCCUUAUUAGUGAUUACCCAUCACAACCCUCUUCGAAUUUCCCAUAAUACUGCUGAAAGCCAAUAUAGAGAGGCCUAUUGGCUGAUUGAAUGCAGCUUUUAUGGCCGUUUGAUGGGGUGUGAUACGUACCGGGAAUGAUUUUCCAGUUAUCCGGGUGGCUCUUUACCUGGUUUCCUAGCUACCUUUCGCUGCCCAUCUGAUUCAGCCGUGGCGGAGCGCUCUGCGUCCUGAAUCAUUAAGAUUUCCACCCUUUUUCAUUGGAACAUCUUUCAUGGCAGACAGGAGGAAUGGAAAGACUGUCUGCUCCAAACCAUGCUGGGAAUUGGAAUAACGUGAACCACAGGCAUUACAUUGCCUUUUCACCACGUGCCGACUCCCAAAGGACAUUACCCUCGUUUAGCUAGUACAAAACGUGCAUCUUGAUGUCAUUCAUUGGUGUCUGUCUCCUCUGAAGACCUCCACUAUCGGUUGAGUGAUGGGACAUCUCUGUUAGAAACCAACCACUGUAACGUUAAAGGGAGAAAGAACCCAUCCAAAGCUGAAAAACGAUGGAUAUGCAUGUCACUGAUACUUAACUAGAGAAAGAACAAAACGGUAUUUUUGCCUCAAUAAAUAUAUAAAUAAUCAUUUUAAAACAAAUACUAUGACUGUAAAUAAGGAAGGUUUUUAUCAUUUUUUUUAUUUCUUUGUUUGGGUUAAGUAUUCAAUCUGAAGUACUUUGCACUUUCUUAAUGUCCCCUCUGUUUGUGUUUUACUUGCAUUAAGUCCUUUUAACACACCGACACUGUUAGAAGGACAACAUGUUUUCUCUCACUCUAUUUUCUUUAAUUGACAAUGCCAUGCAGUUACUUUGAGUUGUGGUAAACCAAAAAGGCCAUAUAUAUAUACCUCCCUCUCGAGUGAAAAUGGUAUAUUUGUACAAUAUCUGAAUAAGUACUGUUUUGGUUUGUAAUAAAGCAUUUGAUGAAGAGCCA
Oncorhynchus keta (chum salmon) is the source of this 5369-nucleotide messenger RNA. RefSeq names its product CXADR-like membrane protein. The transcript is spliced from 7 exons. Lineage: Eukaryota; Metazoa; Chordata; Actinopteri; Salmoniformes; Salmonidae. Gene Ontology annotation, cellular component: cell surface; membrane; cytoplasmic microtubule. The coding region runs from base 670 to 1857 and encodes 395 amino acids. The record is from RefSeq and is a predicted model, not a curated record.